UGACUCCAAGGAGAGCCCACACUUCCAGACUCUGACUGCACAGCAUGACGGCUGCUAUCUGAUGAAAGCAGGAGGGCCCGCCGGCUCUGCAGCCCCCAUGCAAGAAACACACAACCAUACAGGUGAUUUUCUGUCUCUGAGACAAGUCUUCUGUUAGCAGGUUUACUUCUACAGCGUAGGCUUAUAACUUUAGUCCACCCGCAGUGGAAUAUUCCUGAGGAAAUCACGACGACAACCACUUCUUCUAUAGCCACACUCUGGCUUAGUUUUAUUAACAGGCUCGAACAGACAGCCACACAAGUCAAGUUAGGUAGACAGAGAGAAAAACCAACAUUCUUCUUUUAUACUCUUGGAGAGUUAAGUAAUCUUUCAUUUUUUGCCUCACUUUUACUCAGACUUAUUUUUAUUUAUAUUAUUAUUGUUUUAUUUAUUUAUUUAUUUUUUAUUGAUUCUGAAUUUAUUGUUUAAUGCUGCAAUUGCCCCUCUGUUUGAUUGUAAUAAUGUAAACUGUUCUAUAAUUUCAAGCCAUAUUUUGCUCUAUAGUGUGUAGUUCAAUAAAAAACGAAAAAAAGUUCCACUUGCGCAUGCGCAGUACUCAUCCCCGCUGUCCGGGCCGCAGUGAAUUGACGUAAUGGCGCAGUCUGAUGACGUAUUUCUCCACAGAGAGGGAAAAUGGCUACUUCUGUCGGGCUGCAUGGCUCGUCUGCCCUCAAACUUACAGAGGGUUUAGUGUCGUUUCUGAAAGAACAGCGGCCCGAGUAUUUACCCGAGGUGCUGGUGAACUACAGAGAGCACGGACUGCAGAUCCAGGGACAGAAUGGUGCUGCAGGUUUGGUGGGUUUCAGUAAUACCAAGUUGUCCUCAAGCAAGACCAGGUUUGAGGGUCUAUGUCUGCUCUCCAUGUUGGUGAAGGACAGCACCAGUGAUCUGUUCCAGCAGCACUGCCUCUUCUGGCUGCGGUCCCUUCAGCAGAUUAUACAGUCUCAGGCUCCUGUUCAGACCAUCCAGCUGGCUGUCAACAUCCUGAAAGAUCUGCUUCAGUACUCGUGCCAACUAGCAGAGCUCGCCAGGGAGGUUGGUCUCAACUCCAUCCUGGGCAUCCUGACCUCUCUGCUGGGCCUGAAGACUGAGUGUGAACUUGCAGCCAUGGAGGGGAUGGUGGCCUGCAUGGUCUUCUACCCCAGAGCCUGUGGGUCCCUAAAGGAUAAACUAAGAGCGUAUUUCAUCUCCAAAAUGGACAGUAACAACAAGAAAACACAGGAGAUGGCCUGCUUGUGUUACAGUCAUCUGCCCUGUGUGGGGGGUCUGUUGGACAGAGCCGUAAGUGCUGGCAAGGCUGAUGGGUGGACCAAUCAGAUCCACUGUCUCCUGGCUACAGCGGAUGGCUUAUUGUCUCAGAUUUACAAAGGCUCAGAACCAGAAACUGUUGUGGAAUAUCAAGGUCCUGGAGUGGAGCUGGCCUUUCCUUACCUGGAUCCUACAGAAACACUCCAACUACUGCGGCUGCAGCAGAGAUACACGGCUGUCUGUAGAGCAGUAAAACACACUCUCAGAGUGGACCCAGCUUCAGCUGUUCGUCUACCAGUGAAGCCAGUCCUCAACCUGGUGUGUCGAGCUCUCGCUGUAAACGCCAAGAAUGCUAGUUUUUCAGCAGAUGGGAGUUUGAUGCUGUUGAUCUUACCCAGCAUUCACUGCAACACUUUAGAGAUGCUGUCAGAUCUGAUUACAGUGGUUCGCAGCAGCAUGGUUCCAUAUGCUGCCAUCAUUCAAAGGCUGUUUUCUCAGACUCUGUCUGCUUGGACUCCUGUGGUGGAAGCAGGUGUUGGACGGCAAAGAGGUUACAGCUCGGUUAGGGUGUCUGUGUACAAAACCUUAGAACUGUGGGUCAAGGUCGUAGGAGCUUCUGUGAGCAUUCUCCAGGAAAACCCAAUGCAUGCAGACCUGCUGUUUAAUAACCUGCUGGGUGACAUCACCCCAGGACCAGAAUCCAUCAAGCUCAGAGCAGGUCUGGGUGUGGAUGUAGUUCCAGGAGGAAAGCCGGGUCCUCGGAGGACAAAGCAUUUGGUCAUAGCAGAUCCAAUGGGUCCAUCACUGCAGAGAAAGGGGGACCCUUUGUCCAACCAGGAUACAUGCCUCGCUGCCCUCAGAGCAUUGAGGCAGAUCAUCCAGACCUGUGGUACACUGAUAAAGGAGGAUAUACACAAGAGGCUCCAUGAAGUCGUGUUGCCGCUGUGUGUGUGUCUGCAGCAGCAGAAAGGCUCUAGCUCUGUUUUCGAGUCCACCGGGGCCAUCAGUGGGCAGUACAGCAGCGCGCUCGCUCGUCGAGAGCUCUACAGGUUGCUGCUGGCUCUGGUUCUGGUCCCUUCACCGUCGUGGCCUCCACCUCUUACCUGUGCGGUGUCCAUCUUUAGCAACGGUCGCACUGACCGCAACCUCAAGGUCUCCUCGUUCUGUGCUGAGGCACUGACCAUCUGCAACACUAUAGUCCACCCACGCACCCACUCGAUUGCCCUGCCCUUACCCCCCCUCACUCUCAGACCCUCUGCCUCUGCUCCCGUGCUCUCUCCUCAGGGAUCAGCUCCCAGACUAACUUUGCCAACCCUCUUAGAAGGCCAUGGUUCUGGCCCUCCUUUCCCUUCCCGUCAGUCUCUGAAUCUGGGCCCCUCAUCGUUGUUGAGCUCUUUGGAAAACCACCUGUCCACCGUUCCAGGUCUGCCGGCUCAGGCCCCUACUCCAGGGGACUUGUUUUCUCCCCACCCCCACCAGCAGCAUGACUCCGCUGGGCUUGGGCUUCCAGAAAGUCAGAGACCUGUCUUUGUCCGCUUUGACAAAGAAGAGCCGGACGAUGUGGAGAUCUCUCUGGCAAGUGACUCUGAUGACAGUGUGGUCAUUGUUCCUCCAGGGAUGAUCACCUUGGACAACCAACAGGAUGAGGCAGCAGCGAAUCCUCAGACGAUGCUCUCUGCCGCGCCAGCUGGGAGUGGUGUUACGCUACCAGUAGUAGAAUCUAAUUCAAUGGUCCCCAUAACGGCAGCAACAACCACAAUCGAUGUGUCGACUCUCCCAAACGACUUGCCCACCUCAUCGUCUCUGCUCACCACCUCUGCCUCCUCCAUCAACUCCUUUCCUCCCCCCAGCGCCUCAGCAGCCACUCUGCCUCCAGCCUUGAAUUCCAGCAUCGUCUCAGAUCCACAUAGUGACCUGGGCGACUCGCUGCCUUGUAAACCCCAACUCCAGCAGAUGUUGAUGCAAACCCCAACAUCAAGCCAGGGCAGCUCCAUGGGUCUGCCACUCCAAAUGCACCAGCUGCAGAAUCAGCUGACUCAGCAGGGACGGCUCCAUCAGCAGCUGCCUGCACCCCCCAGCAACGAAGACUCCACAAUCAUUAACAUUAACAGUACCGAUGAUGAAGACGAAGAAGAGGAUCUGGAGGACGAUGAGGAGCUGGAGGAGGAAGAGGAGGGGCUGGAUGAAGAGGAUGAAGAAGAGGGAAGUGAUGACUUCUACGAUGGGGAGGAGUAUGAGGACUACGAUGAAGAAGAGGGGGAAGAGCUUGAGGAGGAGGAAGAGGAGGAAGAGAAUGGGGACAUGCCGCCACUGGAGGGAAGUGAGGAAAAGUUGGUCGAUGUUGCAAUUGAGGAGGGGCAAGUCCUCCAUCCUGCUGCCGCCGCUGAUGAAAAAGUGCUGACUGAGCACAAUGUGGAGGCAGACUCAGAAAGAGGAAUACAAGAACUCCAACCGCAGAGGACCAUGCUUGGAGAAGAGCGGGUGAAACUGCAGGAGGUCGAGAGCAUUGGAGUCCUGGAAGAUGCACUGGUCGGAGUGGAAGAGGAAGAUGAAAGUGAAAGGAUGGAUGAUCCCACAAUGCCACAAAUCAUCUGUGUCAGCGGAGGAGCCCAGGAAAGCAUAGAAACUGGGGAUGAAGGGGAAGGAACAGCACAUGUCCUUCAAGAAGACACGAGUAAUCAACCUGCCAAGGAGGACGAGCUGAAAGCUGCUCCAGAAGAACAGACAAGUUUCAGCGCAGAGCAGGAGCCUGAGGUGGAAACUGCACAGGAGGAUGAGAGCAGCAGCAGCAAAACAUCAGAUCAACCUGCAGAACUACCAGCUGCUGCUCCAGAAGAACCAACAGAAGCAGGUCAGCAAAGUCCAGCUGAUCUGAACACAGGAGAACAACAGGAGGAAAACCAAGCCUCUGAGGAUGGAGAGCAGCCAAAAGAUGGAGAAGAAGAGGAGAAAAACAGGAGUAUCGAACCCCAAAGAGAGGAGAGUGACAAAGAGGAGGCUCAUGGGACGAAGAGGAAGAGAGAAGAAGAACUGACAGAAGAAGCUGGACCAAGCACAGAAAAGAAAAAGGUGGAUGAUGAAGCAAUGGCGUCCAUGCUGGCAGAUUUUGUGGCGUGUCCACCUGAUGAUGAGGCUGCACCUGGAUCAACAUGUUCAUAAAUGUUUGCCUUUUUGAAAUGAAUGUUGUUAGGAUCACAUUGAUGCUGAUAGAUAGAUGUCUUUAGUCCCAUGCUCAAGAUUAGUUACUUUUUUUCCACUUAACUGUAUUUUUUCAUCCCUACUACACUUUUCUGAUCUUGUUGGGAAUAUCAGUCAGCGCAUACUCCUUUACAUUCCACAGCAUGUUACUAGCAGAAAAAAAUGUUGUAUUUUUUGUUUUAAGUGAACAGAAGCAACCCCCCCCAUCCCCCCCAGUGAAGCUGUUGCUCAAACACACUAUACAUGCAUAUAGUAGGAUUUUGAAAAUUGUGCCCAUUUCAAAAAGACUUUACAAGAUUUCUUUUUGUCAUUUUUGGUCUUACAAUAAAAUAUUGCACCAAUUA
Messenger RNA from Oryzias melastigma (Indian medaka), 4829 nucleotides. RefSeq names its product proline, glutamate and leucine rich protein 1 (gene pelp1). Gene Ontology annotation, cellular component: nucleus. The transcript has 19 exons. Lineage: Eukaryota; Metazoa; Chordata; Actinopteri; Beloniformes; Adrianichthyidae. Gene Ontology annotation, biological process: rRNA processing. Bases 673 to 4446 code for a protein of 1257 amino acids. The record is from RefSeq and is a predicted model, not a curated record.